Molecule: messenger RNA, 6184 nt
Organism: Haplochromis burtoni (Burton's mouthbrooder)
Lineage: Eukaryota; Metazoa; Chordata; Actinopteri; Cichliformes; Cichlidae
Product: zinc finger protein 91-like
Exons: 5
Coding region: 433-2973 (846 amino acids)
Biological process (GO): regulation of transcription by RNA polymerase II
Molecular function (GO): DNA-binding transcription factor activity, RNA polymerase II-specific; RNA polymerase II cis-regulatory region sequence-specific DNA binding
Source: RefSeq, a predicted model, not a curated record
CAGCAGAGAAGGAAGAGGGGGCGGAGCACAGUGUGUGCGCAGGAGAGGAGUCGAGCAGAGAGAGCUGCUUUUUCACAAAACGGGAGUAAAGUAGUGAACUUAGAGGAGAGAAACAAACUAAAGUAUCGAUCAUAAACCACUACCAACGUCCUGAUCGAUAUCUGCAUCGAUCUGCCCACCCUUGUCUCCUGGAUCGUAGCUGAGAUCAGCGUGAACCACGUGGGUCUCUGCUCCCUGAUCUGUUUCCUGUGUUUGGAAAGAGUUGCAGCUUCAUCGCGGAGUUUCUCUCGGUUUGUGGGCUCAUCUAAAGGGAUAAAAUACAUAUCUAUACUUUUGUGUCCCAGCUGAGUAACAGGAGGAGAAGAGUCUGGUGGAGCAGCAGAGGAACAGUUUCAGCCAUUUGGACUCAGCUCAGCCACUACAGAGGAAACAAUGACUUCAACGCAGGAGGACCAACAUGGAGCGAGAAGUCAGCGCUCUCAGGAGGCCGACAAACCUCACCGAAGAACUGGAGAGAAAAUAUACAGCUGUGAAGAGUGUGGGAAGGAUUUUACCCAGUCUGGGAGCUUAAAAACACACCAACUCAUCCACAGUGGAGUUAAACCGUACAGGUGUGACUUGUGUGGAAAAUGUUUUACCCAGAAAGGACACUUAAAAGCACACCAACUCAUCCACAGCGGAGUUAAACCAUAUAGCUGUGAGUUGUGUGAAAAAUCUUUUAACCAGCCUGGAAGCCUAAAAAGACACCAACUCAUGCACCGUGGAGUUAAAGCAUACAACUGUGAGUUGUGUGGAAAAUAUUUUAGUCAGAAAGGAUAUCUAAAAACACACAAACUAAUUCACAGUGGAGUUAAAGCGUACAACUGUGAAUUGUGUGGAAAGUCUUUUACCUAUCCUAGAAGCUUAAAAACACACAAACUAAUUCACAGUGGAAUUAAACCAUACAGCUGUGAGUUGUGUGGAAAGUCUUUUACCCAAGCUGAAAGCUUAAAAACACACAAACUCAUCCACAGUGGAAUUAAAGCAUACAGCUGUGAGUUGUGUGGAAAGUCUUUUACCCAAGCUGGAAGCUUAAAAACACACCGAAUCAUCCACAGUGCAGUUAAAGCACACAGAUGUGACUCGUGUGGAAAGUCUUUUACCCAUUCUCAAAGCUUAAAAACACACAAACUCAUCCACAGUGGAGUUAAAGCAUACAGCUGUGAGUUGUGUGGAAAGUCUUUUACGUAUCCUAGAAGCUUAAAAACACACAAAAACAUCCACAGUGGAGUUAAACCAUACAGCUGUAAUCAGUGUGGUAAAACUUUUGCUCAAAGUAGCAACUUACAAUGUCAUCUAGUUACCCACUCUGGAAUUAAGGCGUACAGCUGUGACAUUUGUGGGAAAACUUUCAGCACGCCAGGGAACCGCAAUGUUCACUUACGGAUUCAUACCGGACAGGAUGUUUUCUGCUGUGAUCAGUGUGGGAAACUGUUUACAACAGCCACACACUUACAAAGCCACAUGCUUACCCACACUGAGGAGAGACCAUAUAAAUGUGACCUGUGCAAUAAGGCUUUUAAAUCUCCACGUCACCUGAAACUCCACCAAGAGAUCCACACCAGAAAGAAACUCUACAAGUGCAGUUACUGUGAGGACCAACAUGGAGCGAGAAGUCAGCGCUCUCAGGAGGCCGACAAACCUCACAGAAGAAAGGGAGAGAAAACAUACAGCUGUGAUGAGUGUGGGAAGAAUUUUAGUGGGGCUGGACACUUAAAAGCACACAAACUCAUCCACAGUGGAAUUAAAGCAUACAGCUGUGAGCUGUGUGGAAAGUCUUUUACUCAGGCUGGAAGUUUAAAAACACACAAACUCAUCCACAGUGGAAUUAAAGCAUACAGCUGUGAGCUGUGUGGAAAGUCUUUUACCCAACCUCAAGGCUUAAAAUCACAUCAGCUCAGCCACAGUGGAAUUAAAGCACACAGCUGUGAGCUGUGUGGAAAGUCUUUUAAGACGGUUGGACACUUAUAUAGACACCAACGCAUCCACAGUGGCUUUAAACCAUACAGCUGUGAUCAGUGUGGCAAAACUUUUUCUUGCAGUGAAAACUUACAACUUCAUCAAGUUGUCCACACUGGAAUUAAGCCGUACAGCUGCGACAUUUGUGGAAAAACCUUCCGCUGGCUACUCAGCCGAAAUAAUCACGUACGCAUUCACACCAAAAAUGAUGUUUACUGCUGUGAUCAGUGUGGCAAAGUGUUUGUGGUAUACAAAGAAUUAAAGCAGCACAUGUUUACCCACACUGAGGAGAGACCUUAUAAAUGUGACCUCUGUGAUAAGGCUUUUAAAGAUCCACGUUCCCUGAAAUCACACCAACAGAUCCACACCAGAAAAAUACUCUACAAGUGCAGUUACUGUGAGAAGCAGAGCGACACAGAUGGAUCCAGUUCUCAACCCUGCUGUCACUGUGGUGGUGAGAAAGCAUUUCACUGUGACCUUUGUGGAAAAACUUUCAGUCAGCAGUGGUGCCUAACAUUACAUCAACGUAGACACACUGGAAACAAAAUGAACUACUGCAAAGAAUGUGGUAGAGGCUUCCCCACACCAAGUACAUUAAAAAUACAUGAGCUUAUUCACAGUGGGGUUAAAAAGCACGUCUGUGAUCAGUGCGGGUCAUCCUUCACCACUGCAGGUCACCUUAAACAGCAUAAACGCGUGCACACAGGAGAGAAACCAUACAAGUGCAGACACUGUGACAGAAGCUUCUCACAAUCAAGUAAUCGUAACCUUCAUGAACGUAGACACAUGGAAGAGAACAUCAGCUGUGACCAGUGUGACAAGAGCUUCAGGAGUCUCAGUUCAUACUCCGAACACAAACAAUCCCACACUGUCCCCACAGUUUUACAGUUACCAAUGUGCCAAAACAUUCACUUCAUUAUUUGCUCUGUGCAAACAUCAACAUCAAGCGGACCUGAAGUCACUGGAUCACAAUGAAUCUGAAGAGACAGAAAGAUCCUCUUCUGGUUUCAGGAUCAGACUUUAAAAACCUUGAGAUCAGGCUCCACAGAGUUCAGGUGGAGUCUCCUGUAAAGAGUGCAGCUGAUGUCACACUUGGAUCUGAUGAGGUAGCUCUGAUUUCUGGAUUUACAGUGAAUAAUCCUGAAUGGUACAUUCAGGAAGAUAGAAGUAUAGAUAUCUACAUCUAAUUCUUGUUUUUCUUUGGUUACCUUUGAUAUUCCAUUUCAAAAUGAAUGUGUUUUUUCAUGUAUUUAGUUUUACUAUAGUUUAUUUCCUGUCCUGUUGAUCCACAUGUUCUGUAGCUGUUUUCUGUUUGUCGUUUGUGUUGUGAAAUCCUGAUACUACUAAAGAUUUGGUUAUAUUUGAUUAACUCUAACGUUUGUUUUAUUAAACACUUAUUAAAUAGUUUGGUGUAAAAAAAUAAAAUAAAGAAAUUGUCUCACAACAAGUAUUUUGAGCCAUGAUUUCAGGUUCAGAUUAACUGUUUUUAAUGGCACAUGUGGAGUGCCAUCAGGGGACACUUGGUUGUUCUCCACUCACACUGAACAGGGUUCCUGCAACUCAGUAAAAAAUUAUCUUCAAUGAAAAUAAAUUCGUAAUUUUCACCCCAGAACUUUGCUGUGGAUAGUUAGUUUGCAGAGGGUGUGUUUAAGAUACUGAAAGGAUAAGUUUACCCUUCCAAACUGUAAACAAACGGUGUGCUUAUUAAUAACUGAAGUUAGAUUACAGGAGGGUAAAUUGAGUUUAAGAGUUUUCAGUGUCAUUAAGAUGGCUCUCCUUUUACCUGACUUAUAUCCCCAUGAAAGCUUUCCAUGUAGGGGAUGUUGACUGAGGUAAUGCAGUCGGACAAGGGAGGAUCCAGACAGAUACAUGACCUCAACCUCUUUAAAGCUUGGCGAGAGGUUCUAGUGAGCCUGGUUAAGGGAACAGAUGAGUUGGGGCCGGAGGUGCCAAGUUCUACCAUUCCCACCUCCCUCCUUUUUGAUAACCAACUCACACAGGACCAGAGGACGAAUUGCAACAGUGUUUUGCAGAUGUGUUCUCCCCCCUGCCUAACUGUAUGACUCAUCAUCGAGCACCAUGCAGUCUGGCGUGAUGGUGCAUUCACAGCCCUAUGUGAUGCCUGAACAUAAAAGGCAAUUGUUCAGAGAGAAUUUUCCAAAAUGCUGAAAAUGGGAGUAAUAGAAGAAUCGCAACCCCAUAGUUGUAGUUGUAGCCUCAGUUGGGCGGCGGGGUGUGUGUGGCAGAGGUGUGGUCUGGCCUGCUGCAUUGGUUAGUUAGUUAGUUAGUUAGUUUUGACCUGGACCUCACGGUUCUUUCUGGAGCAUAAAGAAAUAGGAGUUCAGACAGGUAAGAAUGGGCUUGGCAUUUAAGGGAUUAAAAAAAAAAGUACAAUUUUAAAUUGGAUCCUGUAAGUAAAAGGAAGCAAGAGGGGCCAAAACUGGCCUAAUAUGCUUUUUCCAUUUUGUGCCAGUUAGCAGAUGAGCAGCUGCAUUUUGGACCAACUGAAGAUGAUAAAGAGAGCAAUGGUUCGAACCAAACUACAGUGAGCUGCAGUAGUCGAGUCUGCAAAUAAUUGCUGUAUGAAUAACACGUUCAAAGACAUUACAGUUUUUCUGAAUUGCUAAAACACUAACUCCCAUUGCAAAAACUAAACUGUCAACUAAGAAAACUCUUUCAUCAAAUCAAUCCCACAGUUGCCAAAAUCUUAAACACUAUUCAUCUGGCUAAGACACCAUUUGCAAAUCUGAAUCUCCAAUUUACCAAAACUCUAAACACAUUCUCAAACACAAAACACAUUUAGAAAUGUGGUGCACUUGUACCCAGAAUGGUGCACACAGGCUACUAACACACUUUCUUCAUCAUUAACACACUACCACUCAAAAUUGAAAAGACAUGUUGAAACCUCUUCUUCUGCUUUUGCUAGACUGAAUCCACAGGGAUGUAUUCAUGAGGUCUAACCAUUGAGUCAAGCUCAAAGAUUCUCUGUACACAACAAACUAAUUUUAAUUCUGUAAAUGAAAUAGAAUCAUGUAUAAAUGUGCUAUGUAUACAAGUAUACUUAUAACUAAAUCUAAUAUAAAUAAAUGGGGGCGAUCGCUGCUCAAGAGUUGGGAGUUUACCUUGUAAUCGGAAGGUUGCUGGUUCGAGCCCCGGCUCGGACAGUCUCGGUCGUUGCGAUGGAGUUCUCCACAGUCAUCUUACUGUUGGGCCACACAACAACGAACCUCUAGCAACAUUCCGUUGUGUUUUGUGUGCUUUUGCAGCAUUUUUCUUUUUGCAGCAUUUUUCUUUUUGCAGGCGUUUUUCUUUUUGCAGGCGUUUUUCUUUUUGCAGGCGUUUUUCUUUUUGCAGGUAUUUUUUCUUUUUGCAAGUGUUUUCUGAAGUUGCAGUCCAUUUGGCCUCUCAGCGCCACCGUAUAUGUCUGGAGGCUCACAUCCGCCAAGGACUGGGUACAAGACUUGGCUAUUUUAAAGCCUCCACGUUGUCAAUUCUCCAUCAUUAUAACAAAGGUAAGUCAGCUUGAGUACUGCAAGUAAAAUGCCUUUGAUUUUGCCCGGAACAUUCAGAUUAGUGCAAACAUAAAUUCAUUCAUGAGGGGGAAAUUACAGUGAGAACAUUUGGAGGCUCUGUUAGAUGGAUAAAAUAGUGAGUUCAGUGCAUUGAUGUGACAUUGGCCUAAAGGAUUUAGUCAUUCUUUGUGGUUAAAGAAAUUGCACUAAUUAAUUUAUAUGUAUUAUGAAUAAUCCUAAUUAUACAUCUUGCUUCCGUGUUUAUGUCCUGCGUAACUUAAAAUACAUUCUAUUUUGGUUUUAUACAUUGAUUAAUGACCUGCAGAAUCUCUUUAUCAUGUUAAGUGAUUUAUAAUUCUCACUUAAAGUCGAUAUUCUUCCUCUUGAAAGUGAUUACAUCCUUGCAUUACAUACUUUAGUUUCAUUUUUUGCAGUUGGGUUUCUGAAAAAAACAAACAGGCAGACUUAGAAUAUAACAUGCAGCGUUCUAUAGAUAGAGACAUAAAAAGUUUUUUUUUAUUACAUGCAUGUGCUAACUUUCUAAACACUUUGUUACAUUUGUUAUAAAUGGAUUUGAAAGUAGAUAAAAAUUGUGUCAGCCUUGGCUCAUUAAAUUUCUUGUCUUUAAAUUAACUUUGUCUGUGUGUUUCAGGUACUGCACUCUCAAAGACUGA